Messenger RNA from Salvia splendens (bonfire salvia), 2829 nucleotides. RefSeq names its product lysM domain receptor-like kinase 3. Gene Ontology annotation, biological process: protein phosphorylation. The record is from RefSeq and is a predicted model, not a curated record. NCBI's taxonomy places the organism in Eukaryota, Viridiplantae, Streptophyta, Magnoliopsida, Lamiales, Lamiaceae. The transcript is spliced from 3 exons. Bases 139 to 1530 code for a protein of 463 amino acids. Gene Ontology annotation, molecular function: protein kinase activity; ATP binding.
CGCUUUCUCAUACAAAACACCUCUUCGUCGCCUCCACCACCUACAAAACCACUGCGCUCCGCCGCCGAUCCCACGUCCACUCUCCCUCUCCACUCCCCAAUCCCUUUUCUCAUCACCUUCAGAGCCCCCUUCUCCUUCAUGUGCAAAUCCAAGAAGAAAAUAAUCAAACAAGUCAUCCAACCCACCCGAAAAUCUCCAUCUUCUUCAUCAACUCGAUCGAAAAAUUCCCCCCAAACUUCAUCCUCCUUCUCCACCGGCUCCGACAACUUCGUCAUUCCCAGCACCACCUCCACCUCCACCUUCCACAAGGACUCCCGCCGCUCCACCGCCUCCCCCCGCACCAAUCUCUCCAGCAUCCGCGAAACCGUCCUAUCCAACCAGACCCAAAUCUACGACUUCCAUGAAAUCUGCGUUGCCACCAACAAUUUUCUGCUCAAGCCACAUUCAUCGUCGUCCUCCUCCACAGCGUGGCUGUGCAGCGUCCGCGAUCAGCAGUCGUUAGUCGUGCAGCGGCGCUUCCGCCGCCAAUUGGACACCGCGCAGCUCGUCGACCGCCUCUCGGUAAUCUGCAAGAGCCAUCACUCUAGUUUGAUUAAGCUGAAGGGGGCUUCAAUUUCCGGUGGUUAUACAUAUUUGGUGUACGAUUACGUUGCUGGUGCUAGUCUCUCUGAUUGUUUGAAAAAUCCGAAAAACCCUAAUUUUACGGUGUUGUCGAAUUGGGCGUCUCGCAUACGCGUUGCAUCAGACAUAGCGCACGGAUUGGAUUAUGUCCAUAAUUCGACUGGAUUAGGAUUUGAGUUCGUUCACAAUCAUAUCAAGAGUAGUAGCAUUAUUGUUGUUGAGCCGGAUUUGAAUGCCAGAAUUUGCCAUUUUGGUACAUCCGAGCUAUGUGGUGAGAUCACGAGGGAAAAUGUGGGGCGUAGUAAGAUUGAUAAAUUUGAAGGGACUCGAGGGUACAUGGCCCCAGAGUUUCAAAGAAGUGGGAUCGCCACACAAAAAUGCGAUGUUUAUGCAUUUGGGGUAGUGAUUCUUGAGCUUGUAUCGGGGAUGGAGGCGUUGACGUAUAGAGUUAAUGAGGAGAGUGGGAGCUAUGCGAGGAUAUCGGUAGUGGAUGCAGGGAGAGAGGCAGUGGAGGGUGGCGGAGGUGGGUUGAGGCAGUGGGUGGACAAGAGGCUGAAGGACUCUUAUCCGGUGGAGGUGGUGGAGAAGCUAACACGGUUGGCAUUGGAUUGUGUGGCUGAUGAUCCUGAUAGCCGGCCGGAUAUGGGGAAAGUGGUGGUUCGGAUUUCACAGAUGUUCUUGGAAUCACAGAAGUGGGCAGAGAAGAUGGGCGUUAUAACUGAGUUUAGCGUCUCUUUCGCUCCACGCUGCAGGAUACCACAUCGUUCACGGUUGCAUCAAGAGUUCUUGGCAUGUGGAACAGCCAAACAGACAAGAAGAAUGCUCCAAAGUGUGCGGUCAAGAUCGAUCUCCGGAAGGCGUACGACACUGUGGACUGGGACUUCCUCAGAUCCAUCCUUCAUGGACUGAACUUUCACCCGAAGUUCGUCUAUUGGGUGAUGCAGUGUGUCACGACACCCAGGUUCUCGAUCGCGAUCAACGGGAGCCCGCACGGAUUCUUCCUCGGCAAAAAGGGCCUACGACAGGAAGAUCCUAUGUCCCCUACUCUCUUUAUCUUUUGCAUGGAAUACUUAUCUCGUUUGCUUGCAGCUCGAACGACGGACUCUAACUUUAACUUCCAUGCAAAAUGUGCGAAGGAAAAGAUUACUCACUUGGCUUUUGCAGAUGAUCUUAUGCUUUUUAGUAGGGGCGACUACAUGUCCAUGGAGAUCUUGGAGAAUGCUAUGGAGGAAUUCUCGGGCUGUUCGGGCUUAGAGAUCAACAAGGACAAGUCUAACCUUUUUUCAGGAGGCAAGCUGCCAUCACGGGACUUGGAGGAGAUCAAGAGUAUUUUCGGCUUCCCGUUGGGUUCGUUGCCGGUGAAGUACUUGGGAGUGCCUCUCGCGUCGAGCAAGCUCAACAUCAUGCACUACACACCGCUGAUUGACAAGAUAGCAUCCCUCACCAAAAAGUGGACAGGUAAGAACCUUUCAUAUGCCGGUAAAACUGAACUUGUGCACUCUGUUUUGCCGGGAGUUGAGUGCUACUGGCUACAAGUGUUUCCCCUGCCGGCAAAUGUGAGGGAUCGGGUCAUUUCCAUCUGCCGAGAGUUCUUGUGGGGUACGAAAUAUCCCCCCGUGGCCUGGAAGGAUCUAUGCCUACCGAAGGAUGAAGGGGGACUCGGCUUUCGGGACCUUGGGGCGUGGAACAAGGCUCUACUUGCGAGGAACUUGUGGAACAUUCACGUGAAGAAGGAUUCACUGUGGAUCAAAUGGAUCCAUAGUGAGUUUCUCAAGGAUCGGACGUUGUGGGAAUGGACGGCGAGAUCGAGGGACUCACCACUCUUCAAGAGGCUGCUUGAAAUCCGAGACGAGUUACUGACCGACCGGCCGAGAAGAGGAGUGGAGAGGAUGCUGGGACAGUGGUACGGGAGCAAGGGAGCGGUCGAGGCGUACGAGUGGUUCAGGCCAAAAGGUGAACGACGAUUGUGGCACCGAUUCGUUUGGAAGGACUUUGUCCCGCCAAAGUACUCCUUCACUACUUGGCAAGCCCUUAGAGGACGACUCCCAACGAGGGACAGACUGGGCUACAAGAACAUCGACCAAUGCUGCUCGUUGUGCAUGGCGCAUAUGGAGUCCGCGGAUCACCUUUUCUUCAAAUGUCACAAGACUUGGGCAGUUUGGAAGGAGAUCAAAUCCUGGCUGGGACUGAGGAGGAACAUCACUACUA